This is a messenger RNA of Saccoglossus kowalevskii, 2282 nucleotides long. Its product is annotated as transmembrane protein 209-like. Lineage: Eukaryota; Metazoa; Hemichordata; Enteropneusta; Harrimaniidae. Gene Ontology annotation, cellular component: membrane. The record is from RefSeq and is a predicted model, not a curated record.
CUUUUCCCAAAAAUGUGUCAUGCUUGACGUUUUGCGUUUGCUGACAUUUUCCAUAGGAUUCUUCUGUCUACUGUGGGCGUUCAAUCUUUUUCUCAUUGUUCACGUUUGGGACGAGAUUUACAUAAUCACCAGAGUUUUUGACUAUAUAGGAAGAAAUCGAGUCGAGGUCGUGCUUGAAUAAUUGAUGCUCCGUGCUAUAAUACAAAAAUAUGAUGAGAACAGGGAGUCCUAUGCGGCUUGGCCAUGCAGAAAGUCCAGUUGUUGAGAAGACCUUGGAUAGAAGAUUUUCCACUAAGAAUGCAAGACUAGCUCUGUCUUGGGGUAUUGUCAAUUUCUUGGUUGCAGCAAUUUGCUAUAUUGAGUUAACGUUUGGUUCGAUUGCCAGAUUUUUCGAGAUAGAUCAUCCAGCUAUUUGGUAUAUAGAAUUGUUCUUGGCAACUUUGUUUACUUUAAAUGCUGUAGUGGACUUUGCUAGAUAUCUUGGACCUACCACAGGACUCACUCAACAACCAAUAGCACUAUCCCCUCAACAGAGAAGAUUACUUGGUGUUGGUCCCAAUGCUGUGGGAUUCAGGACAAGUCCAUCAUCAUCACAUCCAUGUACACCACCAUCAACUAGUAAAGUAACAUCAUUACCAAGUUCUAUGACAGUGACUACAACCAGUCCCAUGGCAUCUCCAGCUUACUCAUCAUUGUACAGUACGCCUAGUGUAUCUUUUCUCAACCCAUCAGGCUAUUCUGGUUCUUAUCCAAGUACACCGUACCUCACACAUUCAGCAUCUUAUUCCACUACACCACAACAUUCCUCAUUCACUUCAGUAUCAAGGCCCACAAGUGGCAGCCCUCGUACAUCUUCCACUGGUAUCAAUUUUUCACCUUUAUUUCGAGACAGUCCAAGUACUUCAUCACUAAGACCAAGACACCAGUCUUCUCCUGGUGUCAGCUCACCUGACGAGAGAAUCACAGACAUGACGUCUCUCAACUCCUACCUAAAGAACUAUGAUGAGAAAGAACAGUGGAACCACUUAGCAAGUGGCGAUACCUCUCCAGGUAGCAGCCCAUCAUAUUGGAGUUAUAACAGAUCAGCUUCUGACUACACUCCAGUCUUGAGAAAGUACCAGUAUCAAAUUGCAAGCCGCUCACCUAAGUCACAGUCUUCCAGGAAUGACGAUGAUCCUGAUUACCCAGCUACCUUUGCAGCAAAUGAAUCCUGGGCAAAGUUGGGAGUUGUUAGGGAUGCGGUAGAAGAAUGGAUUGAAAAUCUACGAAAGUGGAUUGCUCAGACAGUGCUGAAAAACCUGAUGAAAGAAAUUGAAGAAAUCAAUACUAAGCUACGACAAAUGGGUUCUGCUGAAUUACAGAUUGGCGAAGUCGGCAUCACAUCAUUACGUCAGAUAUCGCAAAGCAAGUGUCACUUAAUACCAUCGUUGCCAAAAGUGUUAUCAUACUUAGAUGUCAGUGCAAAUCAAGAAUACUUAAUACAGAGACUUGCAGAAUUAUCUCAGGGAGGUUGUAUGAGUGAUUUUCGAUGGAAUGGAGGUGGUGAUUACCGUGGUAGAAAAUGGGAUCAUGAUCUACCAACAGAUUGUGUGAUUCUACAGCAUCUACUAUGUACUUAUCUGGAUUCACAGUUACCUCCACAUCCAAAGUACCCAGAUGGUAAAACCUUUACUAACCAGUAUUUUAUGAAGACUCCAGAUAAACCAGAUUUAAAGAAAAAAGACAACAUUUUGAUUUUUCAGUCCAAAAUCAACCCACCCCAUUACAAAGUCAUUAUAGGUGAUGAUACUUGGGAUGUACCUAAGGGUCGUAGCAACAUGUUUCAAGCUAUUCUACUUUUCUUCCAUCAUAUUAAAACAAAAGAACAUGGAAUGUUAGGGCGAGUAAAUCUGUCCUCAUCUGGGGUUAAUAUAUUAUGGAUACUUGAUAGUUAACUGUUACUUCAUGAAAUAUGCUCUGAAAUAUACUUUCCGCGUAAUAUUUGAAAGAAAAGCAGUAUCCUAGCUACAUGUAUGAGGAGGCGGCGGUUGUCAUCACAAAGUUACAUGCAUGUGAUUUGUCACUUCAUAUUUCCCCCCUAAUUUCAGCUCCGAAGUUGAUAAUGGAAUUUGAUAAUACAUGUACCGGUAAUACAAAUAAGUUUCUGUGAAAGAGAGGUUACAUGAAUUUUUUCUCUCUGACCAGUGUUCACUCUGAUCAGUCAUUGACUGCAAAGAUUCAUAUUUAGUCAACGCAGCUUUGUAACCAAUAUUCUUUAUUAUCAAUAAAACACAAAAUAAAAA